AUGCCGCUGGACGCCAAUGUGAGACGCGCCCGUUUAGCACAGCGCCGGCAUGUCGAGGCGCUGUUUGCCAACCGGGAGCUAAUCGAGGCAACAAUGAUUGCGACACAUGAACUGCUUAAAACCUCUAACACUACGCAGCUUCCCGCAGACAUCGCAGAUACCGCAAAUAUGUCUGCUGAGCAGGAUGGGUCAGCCGCUCCCUCGGAGCACCUCAACAUCAAGGUUACCGACAACAACAAUGAGGUGUUCUUCAAGAUCAAACGCUCUACUCAACUGAAGAAGCUCAUGGAUGCUUUCUGCGAUCGCCAGGGAAAGCAAAUGUCCACCGUGCGCUUCCUGUUCGAUGGAACCCGCGUUCGCCCCGAGGACACCCCAGAUACCCUCGACAUGGCCGAUGGCGACACCCUUGAGGUCCACCAGGAGCAGAUUGGUGGUUAA
Molecule: messenger RNA, 438 nt
Organism: Penicillium argentinense
Lineage: Eukaryota; Fungi; Ascomycota; Eurotiomycetes; Eurotiales; Aspergillaceae
Product: SUMO family protein SMT3
Exons: 2
Coding region: 1-438 (145 amino acids)
Biological process (GO): protein sumoylation
Cellular component (GO): septin ring; nucleus
Molecular function (GO): ubiquitin-like protein ligase binding; protein tag activity
Source: RefSeq, a predicted model, not a curated record